Molecule: messenger RNA, 444 nt
Organism: Cantharellus anzutake
Lineage: Eukaryota; Fungi; Basidiomycota; Agaricomycetes; Cantharellales; Hydnaceae
Exons: 3
Source: RefSeq, a predicted model, not a curated record
GAUAGUUUUCCGCUGGGCAUCUAUAUUUAUGCAGAUAAGUCGAAACUCUCUACCUUUGGCUCAGUGACUGGCUACCCUGUUAUUGCCAGACUGAUCGGCUGGCUUCCUGAGGCAAGCAGCGGAGCUGAAAAGCAUGACCAAAAAGCUUGGGCCACAUUUCAGUCAUACAUCUAUCAACAGGCAAUGAGUGAGGUUUUAAGCUCUCUGCACGAUGCGGCAUAUUGGGGUGUCCAGCUCAGGUGUGCUGAUGAUAUUUUAUGGAGAGUUUUUCCUUUCGUAUAUGGCCUAAUCGCCGACAACCAAGAAGGUUGGACCAUGUUAGCCAUGCGUGGCGCUAAAUCACUCAAGCCUUGCACAAUCUGCCUUGUCCCAAGGGAUGCACUUCACCGACUGGACGUGAAGUAUCCUCGCUGCUCCAAAUCUGAAACUAGCCAAAUUAUUUGA